Danaus chrysippus (African queen) is the source of this 4797-nucleotide messenger RNA. The record is from the annotation of a GenBank genome assembly. Lineage: Eukaryota; Metazoa; Arthropoda; Insecta; Lepidoptera; Nymphalidae.
AUGGAUAUAGAUGUUAGUAAGGAAAAUAUCCAACCUCUAAGAGGUGGCAGAAACCUUAUGCAGCUAGGCACUGCUUUGCAAGCUCAGUCAGACAGUGAUGUUCAAAGACAACUACUAUUGCAAAAAGACGAGCAUGAAGAAGCUAUAAGACAGUACCAAGGCUCUGAUCCUUUGGAGCCAUGGUUUAAUUAUAUUCAAUGGGUGGAACAAUCCUUUCCUAAGCAUGGUCACGAAGGUAAUAUUGAUAAGCUUAUCAAAGACUGCCUACAGCUGUUUGAGAAAGACGAGAGGUACUUCCAAGAUAGGAGGCUUGUUAAAUUAUGGAUCAAAUAUGUGGACUGUCUUUCCAAUCCUCUUGAGAUAUAUCAAAGGUUAUAUAAUACUGGCAUAGGUGUUGAGUGUUCAGAAUUUUAUCGAGCUUGGGCCUGCUAUUGCGAGGAGUCUGGAGAUUAUAAGAAAGCAAACCAAGUUUACAUGUUAGGUCUGCAAGCUAAGGCUCAGCCGUUGGAUGAAUUGGAACAGGCUCAUAUGAACUUCCAGUUGUUUUUCGCUCAGCGUAUGUUACAUGAUGAUUCGCCGACGAAACGUAAAGCAGCUUCAGCACUUGCCGAAACUAGAAUGGCUUUAACAUCACUCAAAUCAUUCAAGCGAAGAAACAUUGCAAAUGUCCCAGUACAAAGAGUGGGUGACAGUGUUAAGAGCACUCUACCAGGGGUUGUAAGACAACAACCCAUUGAUAACAGAUUACCCAACUCUAAUGUCAUGGUUAAUGUGUAUGAGGAUGGUCCAUCAACAUCGAGAGGGGUCGUGACAGCUGAAGAUCCCGGCCCAGCAUCGCUGGUCCAGGCUUGCAAUGUGGAGAAUGAAAAGGAGGUUGGAAUAUGGACUAACCCUAAAACAAAGAUGGUCCACACUAACGUCGUACCGCACCAACCUUUGCCUUUUACUCCAUAUGAAGAUAUGGAUGAUGAUUUAAAACUUUCUUCCAAGCAUAUGCCUUAUUGCUUAGAUGACUUAACAUUUAAUGUGCCACUAUGUGUACCUGACCCAGCCGAUCCAACGAAAAUACCCUGUUAUAAUAAAGCCCAGGUAUAUUUUAACGAUAAAGAAUACAGUUUAGAAGAAAUAAGAGCUAGAAAAUAUAAUGUACAAAAAGCCGUUAAAACAGAAAAUGUGCAAGUACAAGAGACAUAUAAGAAUAUAAACGAAACUUUAGCACAGUGCAGUGCGUUAGAAACUUUAGCCAAUUGUGCUUUGGACUCUGAACAAGAUCAUAUGGGACAAUUAAUGCCAUUAACAAUGCCAACACUACAAAAUGUCACCAAAGUAACAAAUAUGCAUUCACCGGGAGAGCCGAAAGUAUUGUGUAAUUUAGACUCGAAAGAAGUUAGCGAGCUUGCCGCUAAGAAAAACGACGAAAACGAUAUCCCAUCGAAUUCAUUAAGCGACAAGGAAAAUCAAGUUGCUAAUCACUUUAACAACGAAAACGCUGGUAAUUUUGGUAAAAAUAAUUUAAUGGAAGAAUUCAAUAGAAGCUUAAUGGGGAACCUAUUGGGCGAUUCAGUGACUGUUAACACUAAAGAAGCUCGCUGGGAGUUACGUAACAUAUUUAAUGACAAUGCAGAGCCAUCUAUAGUUCAGCCUGUUAUUCAACAAUUUGACGUUCCAAAAUUUGAUAUACACGAAGACAGAUCUAUGACUAUGGCGAUUAAUUCGAAGAAAAAUUUUGAAAUUCAGGAUGCAAGAAAUAUGCCAGAGGAUAAAGAAAACGCUAACAAAUUUAACGCUAUUCAGCCAAAUGUUACCUCGCAAGCACCAAACGUAAAUAAGACUACGUUCUGUGAAGAACCAUCUUGCACCCAGGUGUUUAAUUUCAACAUUAAAGUCGCUAGUACUCCAAACAUGUCCCAAUUUAAGAAACCAUCAAAUAUUGAUCAGUCCAGUAAAUUCGCUGUACCGAAAUUUAGCAUUGACGAAAGUGUCAUAGAACAACCUGAUCAAAUUAGCACUAAGAGAGACGAUUGUUCUAGACAAACAAACGACCAGCACGCAACUGUUGACAAUCAAGGUGGUGGAUUAUCUGUUAUUAUGGAAGCGACAAGGGAAUACAAUAGCAAAUCUGGUUCUAGUUCAUCGGGACAGUCAACAAGGACCAAUUUUACUGGUUACACUACCAACUUUGAUUCAGUUUACAAUAACCAUAAUGAUCCCAAUCAUCAGGGUACAACAUCAAAAAGGAAUUCACUAUCAGCUCAAGCUAGAUUGCCGAAUGGUCAAUUCGCUCGAGCAUAUCCACAAAAAAGAGAAGCGGAAAAUAAAAUGGCGGUGACACCGUCCACCUCAGUGCCUUAUCAUUCUCACGAUCACCAAUAUCAAAAGCCUAUGCCGCCAAACUUCAGUGGUUAUUCGCCACAACGCUCGAUACAUUAUCAGCAGAACUAUAACUAUCAGCAAAACUUUCCAAACAAUCAUAUGAUGAAUCAACAGCAACAAGGUUACGGAAGCCCUAACCCGAGUUCCUAUCAAAGUCCUCAGCAUCCGAGCAUGCAAAAUUCCCACGAAAUGAAUCAAGUACCAACUGGAUUCCAAAGUCCAACUUAUUCCAAUCAAAUGGCGUACCACCAGUCGCCGGUGAAUAAUCCUGGGAAUGUAAUGAUGAGUCCCCAACAAGGUUUCACAGGUCGACAGGAGUUCCACUACAGUAAUCAAACAGACCGUCAUGUUUACGUAAACCAACAACACCAAGUCUUCCAAAGUCCCCCACAUCAGACCCAGUUUCAAAACUCUGUUUAUUACCAAAGAUCAAGUCAGCAACAGACACAGAGUUCGUACAGUCAACAAAACUAUCACCAUAUCCAAAGUCAAUAUAAUAAUCCAAACAUGUAUUCUAGUAGUGGUCAAAAUUCUAAUAAUCCGAAUUUCAAUACAGUACAAAGUCCAUACAGGCAAGUGGCGAAACAAAUUGAGAACCAGGCUUCUUAUGGAAUGUCAAACAAUCAACAAUUCCAAAUAUAUCAAAGCCCUCAAGCUUCUCAGAACAGUAAUAUACGAAAUACAUCAAUGCAUGACGCAAAUAUGGCUCAAGGAGCUUAUACAGAAACACAGGGACGACAAGAAAUGGUCGAUUCGUCGGGGAAACACGAACGAGAUGUUGAAAACUCAACUCUAACUAAUAACCCGCAGUCCAAAAAUUCAUCUUCACAUAAAAGUCCAAACAAUUCAGUAUUAAGAAACGUAAGAUACGAUCAGCCUAACGUUAAAAUCGGUCAGAAAUCACCAGAGGUAGGAUUUUCUAAUCAAUUCUUGAACUUCAUAUCUAAUAGAAACGAACCCAAGGACAAUGCAAAUACACCGAAAUUCACUAAUAGCCCUAGUAUAUCUCAGAAAAUGCAUAAAAACUUAUACGUGUCGAGUCCAGAACAGGCUCAAAUUCCUCCUUCAUCAGGGCUUUCGGACACUGACAGCAAAGAUGGUAUGACUGCCCAAACAGCUACACCGAUUCAAUCCGCCAAAAUUCUUACUAUCGAUAAACAAAAGGACAUUUCAAAGAGGCAGUUAGAUUUCGAGCAUAGAGAGAGAGUUGAGAUUCAAUCGGAAGACAGCAGGGACUCGGUCAGUAAGGACAGUAGAAUCUCUUCAGUGUAUUCACGACAAUCCGAUUUCCAAUCAGACGGCUACGGUAUGGAUAUUGACAGUGAAAAUUCUAUGGAAUGUGGUGCCUUCAAAUCAUCGCAUUCGAUCUCCAUGAUUGAAACCAGUGAUAUUCCACGACCCGCUGAUAUAGACUUCCCGAAAGUCAUCGAUCCAUUCAACAAGAAGAUGUUAACAUCGUUAUUAGAAUAUGUUAAAUUCCCCAACAAGACGCACGCCGAGGGUUACAACGAGGUCAGAUCUAUACCUAAAUUGCAAACAGCAACGGUCGUAUCCGUCGGCAAUAAUAAAUACUCCAUAGAAAAACAACUGGGCAAAGGAAACUAUGGGGCUGUGUUCCUGUGUCUAGAUUACCACAGCAAUAAGUCGGUUGCUGUUAAAUAUCAGAAACCAAGUCGUCCAUGGGAAUUCUACAUUUGUCAGGAAAUAAAGGCUAGGAUAAAAGAUCCCUUUAUGCUACCUGGUUACAUGGAAAUAUCAACAGCAUUCCUCGGUGAAAACGCCAGUUUGUUCGUAUCUGAAUACUCACGUUAUGGGUCAUUGUUAGAUGUAGCCAACAAAGUUAGGAUUGCUACAUCAAAGUGCAUCAAUGAACUCAUAGUUAUUUUGUUAACAUCAGAAAUGCUGUCUAUAGUACAUUAUCUACAUAAGGCGCAGAUAAUUCACGCCGAUAUUAAACCUGACAACUUCUUAUUAAUGAAGAUUCCAACUCAAGAAUGGAGGACUCCUUCCUUACAAUUGAUUGAUUUAGGAUGUGCUAUAGAUAUGUCACUGUUCCCCGAAGGAACUACAUUCAGAGAAUUAAUUGCUACCGAAGGAUUUACUUGCACUGAAAUGAGGGAAGGGAAGCCCUGGACCUAUCAGACUGAUUUGUAUUGUCUCGCUGGCACCAUACACGUUAUUUUGAUGGGUAGCUACAUGAAAGUAGCUAAUCGAUUAGGACAAUGGAAUAUAGAUAAGAAAUUGCCAAGGUAUAUGAAGAAUAGCCUUUGGGAUAAAAUAUUUACGACUCUAUUGAAUGUGCCUGAUUGUAACAAUAUACCGGACCUUAUGGAACUGAAGAAUGAUGUUGACAAUGUACUAAAUCAAAUUGACUGUCUGAGUUCACAGCUCCGUAACUUUGCUAAUGUGCUUAAAUCUAGGUAA